UCUCGCACACACAAACGUGCAUCUUGCAUUCCAUUGACUGAUUUUUUUUUGUAAAUUGCAUUGGUUAAAAUAAAUUUUCCGCAGAAAAAUCAGAAAAAUAAACACUCUAGGCGUGAAAAGGUAGUGAAAAGUUUGUCUUGAAUCCCGUGCGGUGUGUUUGCGGGUGUUUUCCACGGUGGAGGGCCCCCACAGCAAGUGACCCCAAUAAUGACGUUUUCGUUUUGCUCUGAAAGUUUUUCCCAACAAAUCUGACAUUUUUGUUGUGCCUCGAACAAGUCACAAAACCCCCCUAAAAUCCCCGUUUAGCCCCCAAAUUGUGUCACGCACGAGGGUACAGUGGCACGGGGCACACUUUUGCAGGGAGAAAAGUGCGUAAAAACUCUGUAAAGGAAACACGACAAAUCGAGCAAGUGAGGGACAUAGUGUUCACGAAGGAGAAGCAUUGAAAAAAAAAAGAAAAAUUCUGGCGGGUCUGCGUGAGUUUUGUUGAUAGUGAUUGAGUGAGUGUGUGUGUGGGCACAAGACGGAGGCAAAGUGAGCAAUAUUAGGAGGAAAAAAAGAAUCCAUGAAGUGAUGUGAGAGAAGUCAUAAAUGAGUAAUACAGCACCAUAAGUUUUCAUCAAAGAGAGAAAGAAGUGCGCGAAUAGAGGAGGGAAAAAAAGAAGGGCAAUUAAAUGUUGGACAAGCAAUGUAGAUUAGAGCAGAGUGGAUGAAAAGAGAGGAAAAAUUCAAUGGAAAACAAGUGUUGAUGGUGCAGAAACAGAAUGGUCGGUGUGUUUGACGACAAUUUGAGUGUCGAAGUGAAAAAAUGCAGUCAACAGACUCAUCACCAUCGUCAGGAGAUUGCUCCCGCUAUAUUUUGCAGGUGUACGUGGGAGCUCUUUCCCUGCACUAUGAGGCGCUGAGUGUGGAAGCAUCUAAACAAACAACCGCCGAAGAAAUCGUUUCAUGUAUUGUUGAACGCUUAGGGCUACCGGGAAGCAAUUAUGAACUCGCCGAAGUGGCUGAUGAGAGCAAAGAGCGACGAUUGUCGCCAGAAGAAAAGCCCGUGUCAGUUAUGCUCCUGUGGCCAAUGCAUUCAGAAAGAGAUUUUCAUAGGUUUUAUCUACGCGAAUCCCAAAAUGAUGUUCCCUGGCUAGAGAAUUAUGGUUUAGAUCCGCAAAUUUUGCGUGAUUUUAUACCAUUUUUGCUGCAGCCAGAGAAUCGGGAAUAUCCAGACUUGUGCCAAUUGCCAGACUUGAAUGAGUCAACAUUGUUGGAGAAUUUAAGACAACGCUUCGAUGCUGGUCAUAUUUAUACUUACGUAGGGAGUAUUUUAAUAGCUGUGAACCCAUUCAAAUUUCAUCCAAUCUACAAUCCCAAGUAUGUAAGGCUGUAUCAAAAUCAAAAAGUCGGACCCAUUCUCCCGCCACACAUCUUUGCAAUUGCCGACAAUGCAUAUUAUUGUAUGCUUAAGGAGAAAAGAAAUCAGUGUGUCGUGAUAAGUGGUGAGAGUGGUUCGGGGAAGACGGAAAGCACAAAUUUUCUCCUGCACCACCUCACGGCACUAUCACAAAAGGGAUCCCAUGGGUCUGGUGUUGAGCAGACAAUUCUCAGUGCUGGUCCCGUUCUUGAGGCAUUUGGCAAUGCCAAGACGGCGCAUAACAACAAUUCCAGUCGCUUUGGGAAGUUUAUUCAAGUGAAUUAUCGUGAAAAUGGAUUGGUUCAGGGUGCCGUGGUGCAGAAGUAUCUGCUGGAGAAGAGUCGAAUUGUCUCGCAGGGCCCCUAUGAGAGAAACUAUCAUGUCUUUUAUUACCUGCUUUCGGGAGCUACUGAACAAGAGCGUGAGGCUCUUCAUUUGCUCCCGGCUGACAAGUACAAUUACUUGAAUGCAAAGAAUCUAAUCCUGGAGAAUUGCGAUGAGAAAUAUGAAUUCUCGCGACUGAAGCAGAGCAUGGAGAUGGUUGGUUUCUCAGCGGAGAAGCAAAGACGGCUAUUUAAUGUGCUCUCAGCAGUUCUUCUCCUUGGGAAUGUUGAAUUCUUCCCGAAGAAGUCCACCUACCACCAUGACGAAAGUGUUCAAGUGCGCAAUUCUGAUGUUGUGUCGAUCAUCUCGGAAUUGCUGAAAGUGAAGCACGACACACUGUUGGCAGCAUUGACAUCGAAGCGUGUUAAGGCGAGCGGUGAAACACUCAUUAUGCAAUACAAACUACCUGAAGCAAUUGCAGCACGAGAUGCACUGGCAAAGUGUCUCUAUGGGGCGCUAUUUGAUUGGAUUGUGCUGCAGGUGAAUCAUGCAUUGCUGAAUAAGGACCCCACGGGUCCACCACACACGGGGCAUUCAAUUGGUGUAUUGGAUAUCUUUGGAUUUGAGGACUUUGGGGCGCAAAACUCAUUUGAGCAGCUAUGCAUUAAUUAUGCCAAUGAACAUCUCCAGUAUUAUUUUAAUCUACAUGUGUUCAAGUAUGAGCAAAAUGAGUACAAGCGGGAGGGCAUAAAAUGGCGUGAUAUUGAGUUUAUGGACAAUUCCGGAUGCUUACAGCUCUUUGAGUCUAAACCCACGGGAUUGCUGUGCAUUCUCGAUGAUCUCUGCAACUUCCCUGGAGCAACAAAUGAGGCUCUCUUGCAGAAAUACAACACAGUCCAUCGUGACAAUCCAUUCUAUGAGAAGCCACAGAAGAAGGAAAAUGCAUUUAUUAUUAAACACUACGCGGGAAAAGUCAAGUAUCAGGUCGCUGAAAUGCGUGAGAAGAAUUUAGAUUUAAUGCGACAAGACAUUGUGAGUGUCCUGAAGAAUUCAAGUAUGGCUUUCGUGCGAGAACUGGUGGGAGCAGAUCCGGUUGCCGUUUUCCGUUGGGCAAUCCUGAGGGCCUUCUUCCGGGGGUACUUUGCUUUCCGGACGGCUGGCAUCAAGCAUCGACAAGAGAGAGCUGAUCAGGCAUUUAACAAAGUGACGGUGAAAACGCGAUUUAGACCACACAACGAUUUGCUAAUCAGCAAAAGAGUGAAUAAUACGGCGAGUGACUUGACAUCGAUGCAUCAUCACCAACAAUCACCAAUUCAGCAAUUUAAUUACAUGAGCAAGAGCCCGCGUCGAUCGUGGUCCAGCAUUGCGUUCAACAAUAAGAAUUUUCCAGAUGGGAAGCUGGGGUAUGAAAAUAGUCAAAACAGCAAUAACAACAAUAACUCUGAUAGCGGUGGAAAUAACAAACUAUUUGCUAAAGGAUUUUCAAAGUUUGAACGUUCCAGCCAAGAUGUAAUGGCACGUGCUUCCCAAAUUGUUCAGAAAAAUAAAUCAUUCCGCCCUCGAGAGCGUCCAAAGAAGGGUCUCAAAAAUCUCCAAACAGUUAAAACACUCACAGCAGGGCAGAAUUUGUCCAAUCAAACGUCCAUUAAGACGAGAAAGCAGCCACUAACGGUUUCAGCACAAUUCCAAAAUUCCCUAACAGCCCUGAUGGAUACCUUGAAUCAGGCAAAUCCCUUUUUUAUCCGAUGCAUCAAGUCAAACCCAUCAAAAAUACCCAACAAAUUUGAUGAUAACACUGUGACGAGACAGCUGCGAUACACGGGAAUGCUGGAAACGGUGCGAAUCCGCCGAGCGGGCUACAAUGUACGGCUGACCUAUGAAGAGUUCAUUCAGCUGUACCGAAUCCUCCUGCCAAAGGGUCUCGUGAGUUCGCAGAAGGAUGUGCGGGAUUUCAUGAAUACCAUGGACCUCAAUAAGCAACACUACCAACUUGGUGUUACAAAGAUCUACAUGCGUGAAUCUCAGAAGAUGCGACUGGAUAUAAAGUUGCAUACAAAGAUACUCGGGAGUAUUGUGAAGAUCCAACGAUGGUUCCGUAGCAUCCUGCAGCGACGGAAGUUUGUUAUACUCCGUUCGGCUGUUGUGACAAUUCAGAGCUUCUGGAGGAUGUGUAUGGCACAGAAGCAGCUGCUUGGCUUACGGCAGGAACGUGCUGCGGCCGUGAUACAGGCCACGUGGCGAAUGUAUGUGACACGGAAAUGGUUUACAAAGCUGAAGAAUGGCACAAUCCUCCUGCAAUCGCACAUCCGAGGGAAAUUGGCGAGAGCUAAAUUCAAGAUAAUGUUCAAACAGAAGUUGCUGAAAGAGAGAUCGAAGUUGCGACCAACACAGAGUUUGCCAGCCAAUGAGAGGUCGAUCGAUGCAUUGCCGGACGUUGACACGUACACCGGGCAGAGAGUGACACUGACAAAGCCGCACAGCAGUCUAGACACGGAGCUGGAGCACGCAGCAAAGGCAACACGCAACGCACACUCCCAGUACUACCAACAUGGAAAUCGCAGUGAGGAGAAUCUCCUCGACUAUUCCCUGCUGACGGCGUCGAUGGAGCAACGUGAUGUACUCAAUAAGGCGGAAAAUCAAUUUAGGAGCCUCAUGAUAUCGUCCGGGAACAAUAAUAAAGCAUUCGGGAAUAGCAAUAGUGAUGAAUAUCGCCAUCCGGAUUAUCAGAAUGUUAAAUACUCACAGCAUGAUAAGCAGCAGCAUUUUCAGCGGCAAUCGCAUCAAGAGGAGUCAUCCAGUCUUGUCACAAUGAAUGAUAUCCGGAAAGCUUAUAUGACGUACAUCGAAUCUCCCAAGAGCUAUGAUCCUCUGAAGGCUCCCGUGCGUCGUGUGGAUUCAGGACCGACGCCAGUACGACGCAGUGUGGUGCGCUACGAUGAGAAUCCAAAUAGAAUAAUGGGCCUCACGCGCAAUGUGGGCAAUUUGGGCAAUAGUAAUGUGGAAAUUGUCUAUGUGGACACGAAUAUUGAUCCCUCAGCUGCAUCCUCAGUGGAGAGCACGAGUACACCAACCUUGAGGAAUCCACCGGGUGUGAAUAAUCAACAGCAGCAGCAGCAGCAAUAUCUUUCGCAGGCAUACAAACCAUCUCGACGAGAGAUAAUCUGUCGAAGUGCUGGAGAUGAGAUAAAUUCAAAUUAUCAAGCAGCACAGGGAAAGGCACAGGGAUACCCCACAAGUCCAGCCCAUCAGCAGAGUGCCUCAAGUCAGAAUGUCUACGUGCAGCAAGAGCAUCCGCAGGAAUUCCUCCAGAAGGCCUUCUAUUCAGCACCAAAAGGUAAAGCAGCUGCUCUUCUGGGUACAAUAACCGAGGACAAGGUACGAGCGGCAAAGGAGCAAGGAGACUUUACGUAUCACAGCAAGACUGGGCGACGCGUGAAGACGAAUCUGAGUGAUGAUGUGAGUGAUCUCCAUGGGCACAUUGUUCAUCCGCGACGUGUUGCUCUGAGUUCGGAGAGUCUCCGACGCAGGAAUUCAGAUCCCAGUACGAAUAAAGUGCCCCUACUUGAGGUGAAUCGUGGCAAUGACAUGUACCAAUCCAGCACGCACAUUAACAUUGCUGGUCACCGUUUCCGGAAGGCGGCACGCAUUGGGAAGGCGGAAAAGUGUGCGAGUUGCGAGAAGAGUGAUGCAUUCGUGAAUGAGGGACAUCGCUGUCUCGACUGCAAGGUGCUCGUUCACACAAAAUGCAUCCAAAAUGGUGGUGUGAAGACACUCCAAUGCGAGGCGAAGCGCUCAAAGCGCCGAAAGAUGCCGGAGAAGGGCAAUGAGAAGCCCAUGACGCCCAAUUCAAAAUACUCAGGAACGCGCGAGUACACAGACUCGACGGAUAAGAUCAUCAGUGAUGCCAAAGAGUUGCAAUUAAUGCAGGAUUUCAUCACGCAGAAGAUUUGCAAGAUGGAAAGUGAGACCUCGGGGAAGCCCUCGGAGGUGGAUCGUGUAUUCAAGCAGGCACUGCGGGAGUUCAAGGAUAACCUCGUGGCGCACUAUAGUGUGGCCCAUAAGCAAAAUUCCGAUGCACUCAAUAUUAAAUAUCGCGACUUAAUUGCCAACUUUGAGCAAGUUAUGGAGACAUGCUGUGGUGGGCGGAAGGAUGACUUUCCCCUCACGAUGGGUGUUAAUGCCUUCCGGGGAUUUAUGAAUGAAUUUAUGAAUUCACGUGAGACGGAAAAGCCCAAAACGAAGCGAAAGAAGGAUAAAAAGCGCAAAAUUGAAGAGCAUACAAGCUUCAAUGGUCAUACCUUCCAAUUGACGAUUAUCAACAUUCCAACAGCAUGCGAAAUUUGUCAACUUUUCCUUCUGUGGCCCAUUGAACGGGGAUUGGUGUGCCAAAAUUGCCGGCUGACGUGCCACAAGAAGUGCUACCAGAAAACAGUGCCGUGUAAUAAAAUCUCCGGCUCAUCGGGUAAUAUUUCAUCUUCACAGUCUGCCCUUGUUGGUUCCAAACUCUUUGGGUGUAGUCUAACGAGUCUCUGUGCUGCUGAGGGUGGAGUUAAGAUUCCCGUGCAAAUUGAACAGUUAAUCACGAAGAUUGAGAUGCACGGAUUGUACGCUGAGGGAAUUUACCGGAAGAGUGGGGUAAAUUCGAAAAUUAAAGAGCUUAAAAUGCGAAUGUCCGACAGUGUGAUGUCCAAUGAGGUGAACUACGAGAGCUACAAUGUUCACGUGCUGACGAAUGUUCUCAAAUCAUUCCUACGGGAAAUGCCCGAACCAUUGUUGUCGUUUGAUCGCUACGAUGACUUCCUGCGAGCGGCUGAGCUGUCGGAGACAAAUGAUCGUGUUCAGACGAUGUUGUCACUGAUUAAGAAGCUCCCGCCGUGUCAUCAUGCCCUUCUUGAGCGUCUAAUCUUCCAUUUGGCACUCGUGGCGCAGAGGGAGCAAUACAAUAGGAUGUCUGCCAGUUCAUUGGCCAUUGUCUUUGCUCCGUGUGUCCUAAGGACAAAUCGCAUUGUCCCGGCGCAGGAUAGUUUAAAUGACAUCGGCAGGCAGACAAAGUGCAUUGAGACACUCAUUACGCAGAAGAUGCACAAUGUUAAGAGCACCCUGGCGGACAUUGAUACACUCGAUACAGCAGCACAUACAGCCACAACGCGUCUCAGUACUCUACGUAGCUCUAAAGUGUUCACACCGGAAGAACUCGCCCCGCGACAGGGUAAUUUGGAGUCAGAAGCUGAAGAAAUUCUCCUUGAGGGGCAUAUUCAGGAGAUUAAGAAGGAGAAGGCUCUCCUGACGUCGACACUGCCAAGUUUGGCACGUGCUAGCUCUGAUGAUGAUCUCCUGUCGACGGAUCUCGAUGGCGAGGGGGGAAGUCUCGAUGAUUUAAUUCUCCUCGGUGGGGAGUGUAGAGAUCCAAAUAAGGAUAGUGUGGACUCAGCUCUGUGCAGCCUCGGGGAAUCAUCCCGGAAUACCUUCAAUAGUGACGUUGAGAUGAUGGAGUACACUGCACGUGAGCAGGGUAGUGAGUACUUGCACAGCCCGCGGAGUCAGCAGAUCUCAAUGGAACGUGAGGCCUUCCUGCGGGGCGCAGUGGCAUACAAUCCAAAAGUUGCCUCCACGUCGAAAUGGUCCAGCAGUCAGCAGAAUCUCAGCCAAGGCCCCGUGAAGCAGUCCCCGUGUGAGUUGCAGCGUCAAAAGCCAAUUGUGAUGCGAAGUAUCUCCACGGGGUAUGACACCCCAUCCACGGUGACGAUACAGCAUCAUCAGCAGCCACCUGGAGGCAGUGGAGCAGGUGAGUCAAGUGGGGUGGCGAAGGAGCCCAAAACGAAGGGUGGUCGGAAGUCAAAGCGACAGAAUAGUCUCGAUGAUGAACCCAUAAUGGUGUGAAGCAUUUCUUGUGAUUGAUAUAAUGGAAGGACAAGCAGGGUGAUUUGUUCAGUGAGUGUGCGUGCGUGCGUGUAAUGAGAGCCCAUGGAGGUUGUCCAUGGCACAAGAUAUAUAGAUGUAAUAUUUUUCUAGGUAUAUGUAAUGAGAAAUAUAUAUAAAAUUCAUAAAAACAAGAAGAAGACAUUCUCAAGAUGAAAAACAGGAAAUAAAACACUGGGAAAAAUUAAAUUGAUUAACUCUGCGAAUUACAAAGCAAUGGGAAAUGUGACAGCUCCGGGUAGAAGUUGAGAGAAUUUUAACUUUCAGCUAGAACGAGAAUUUAACUAAUUUUUCUUUUUGUUUAGUCUGGUUAUAGAAGUUUUUUUUUUUUUUUUUGAAUAAUCCAAAAUACAAAAUAUUUAAAAACUUUGACAUUUAAUAUUUGACAUUUUAAAAUUUUGACAUUAGGGAGAAUUUAACGUCAAAUCUCCGUGACAGUUACAUUUUUUUUAAAUGAUUUUCUGUCAUAAAAUUGCAAAAAAUCCUUUUAUUUUGUCAAUUCGCAGAGUUAAAAAAUAAUAAAAUAUAAAUUUUUCUGAGUGCCGAAGCAUCCACGACGUGAUGAGAGUCAAAAGUGUUCGCUCAGUUUUCAAGCGAUUCAACCACCAAAUUUUUUGAUUGAGAACCGUAGUAAAGAAGAUGAAGAGAUAAAGAAUAAAAAAA
Molecule: messenger RNA, 8308 nt
Organism: Lutzomyia longipalpis
Lineage: Eukaryota; Metazoa; Arthropoda; Insecta; Diptera; Psychodidae
Product: unconventional myosin-IXa-like
Exons: 18
Coding region: 809-7606 (2265 amino acids)
Biological process (GO): intracellular signal transduction
Cellular component (GO): myosin complex
Molecular function (GO): microfilament motor activity; GTPase activator activity; ATP binding
Source: RefSeq, a predicted model, not a curated record